AUGAUUAAUAGUUUUGUCUCUACAACUAAAAAAGUUACUACCUCCAUCCCAACAAAUGAUAUUUUUCCAAUUAGAGAGGAAUAUACUGAAGAUAUUAGGUCAAUGCUUCAAAAUAAUUUAAAUCAAUUUUUGGAAGUGGUAAAAAAAGAGGUACCAAUGUUUUACCUUUAUAAAGGUAUUGAAGGUAGAGUUAAGGAAAUUGAGUCAAUGAAUAGAAAAUUGGUUACUAAAAAUAAACAUAGUUGGAAAGAUGUUUCUGAUUAUUGUGGUGUUCAAAUUAUUGUUCAUCCUUUUAAAAAUAUAAAAGAAAUCAUUCAUAUGUUAAAUCAUUUAACAAAAAAACAUAAUUUCAAAAUAGUAAAAGAAGAAAAUAUUUUACCAAAAGAUUCUACAUCAUUUGGAUAUAGGGCAACUCAUAUUGAUUCAAUAUUUAAUGAUUUAAAGGUCGAAAUUCAAAUAAGAACUAUUUUUCAAGAUAUAUGGGGACAAUUGAGUCAUCAACAAUAUGAAAUUGCAAGAUUAAAUGGUUAUGAUAAUGCCCAUAAUUUACCAAGAGAUAUUAGUCAAAUAUCUUCUCUUUUGGAAAUAUCUGAAGUUCUUUCAGGUUUAUUGGCAAGUAACCACUCUCAACCAAUACCAACUUCUAAAGUUGAAUCACCAGAUCAAAUGAAACUUUUGUUUGCUAAAAAAUUUAAGUACGGAGGUCAUAUGACCAAUUGGGAAUUUGGAGUUCUUUUUGAAGUUUCAAAACUUGGUGGAAUUAAUUCACCACAUGAACUUGAAAAAAAGUGGAUUGAAUUUUCAAAAAAAUUAAAUAACCCACCAGAGUCAACGCCAAAUGUAAUUUUUAAAUUUGCUCAAUACUUAUUUAUUGGAGAAUCCUUUAAUCCAAAUAUUAUCACUGAUUCAAAAGUAUCUUAUGAACUCCUUCAUAAAUUUAAAAAUGUUUUGUCGAAUAUUCCAUUAAUAUGA
Messenger RNA from Dictyostelium discoideum AX4, 972 nucleotides. RefSeq lists its product as hypothetical. Bases 1 to 972 code for a protein of 323 amino acids. The record is from RefSeq and is a predicted model, not a curated record. NCBI's taxonomy places the organism in Eukaryota, Evosea, Eumycetozoa, Dictyosteliales, Dictyosteliaceae. The transcript is spliced from 2 exons. Gene Ontology annotation, biological process: guanosine tetraphosphate metabolic process.